AUGAAGAACGACCGGGCGCCAGUCGCAAGCCAAUCAAUUGGUCGAGACCUGAUCAUUCUUCUCUUCUUGACGGCGUCCCUCCUGGCCUCACCCGUCUUUUCGGUGACCAUUACCGUGUGCAGCAGCGGUUGCGGCUAUCCAAGUAUAGGCGAAGCAGUGAACGCGGCAGCUCCCGGCGACACAGUUGUUGUCGCUGCGGGCAACUACGAGGAGACAUCACAGCUCAACUCAAUCGUGUCUGGUAUUACUCUACAAUUCGACGAUGUCAGCGUCUCUUGUUCCCAGUGUAGCGCUGGGCCGUGGUUCUCCCUCCUGGCCGACGCAGUGAUGGAGGGAACGCUCACCAUCGUCGACUCCUUCAUGAGUGUCGAUGACUCCACCUUCCAACAGAACGGCAACAUCAGCAUCAGCAGCAAAACGGCAACAGGCGUCAGCAUUUCUACUGGUGCGACCUGGGCUCAGAAGGGCACCCUCUCCGUCCAGCUGCAGGCCGGAGCCUCUGGGAGCGGGGUCCAGGUGGGAGGCAACAGCCACUGGAUACAGGACGGAGCGGCCACGAUCCACGUGACCAACUCCACCUCGGGCUAUGGCGUAUAUCUGAACGGCGUCGGUGCCACGUGGCAGCAAAAUGGCCUACUCACCAUCGAGACCGAGUACUCGGGCGCCGGAGUGGAGCUGCAAACGACUUCGCUCUGGGGCCAAGCGGGCAAGACCCUGAUCACUGCCACCGGGGGCGUUGCCGUCACGCUGGGAGGCACCAGUUCGUGGCAGCAGAACAACACCGGCCAAAUGCGCGUGUCUGAUACCACCGGCGUGGCCUUCCUUACCAACGCCACAUGGCUCCAGCUCGCCGGCAUGACGAUCGAGGUGACCUCGACCAAUGCUGCCAUCAAGUCAAUCGGUGUCGACAUGCGGACUGCGGGAAUCUGGGUGCAGAGCGACAGCAUCGCCUUCGGCUCCACUGGGAGCAACGUCGAGGCAAUCGCGUGCACGGGCAGCGUUGUUCCGGGCUGGACGAGCUCUGCGAAUGUGAGCGGCUAUACAGGUGCCUGUGCUCCAUCAGGCACAGCUGCUGCCUCUGCGACGCCGAGUAGUACGCCUCUGGCGAGCCGUACAGCGACCCCCAGCGCCAUCCCCAGCAGGACGCCGACUCCCACUGCGAGCGCUUGGCCGACCGUCACGCCCACGCCCACGCCCAGCCCCAGCCGCACGCCGACUCCCACAGCGAGCAUCUCGCCGACCGUCUCGCCCACGCCCACGCCCACGCCCUCUUCCACUGCGAGCCCGUCCACCAGCCGCACGCCCAGUCCCUCAGUGACCCCGUCGUUCUCUCCCAGCUCGUCGCCCGUCUACCUGAUCUCCAACACCACCACCGUCGAGUCCGUGCCGGUGCUCAAGUUCAACCUGACCGCACCCGACAUCAUCCUCCUGCCCAAGGAUAACCAGGGCACGGUGCAGUCCAAGGCAGCGGUGGGCGUGAGCCUGGCGCAGUUGAAAGAGGUGGACGAUGACGGCGCGACCGUGCGGCUGGGCACCACCGUGUCGGGCUCGUGGAAGCCGGUGGUAGACUCCGAGCUGGGCGCCAGCAGCUCGUACCUGUUCACGGGGGGCCUCGACACCUUUGACGCCGCGGGCGACCCCAUCGCGACCAGCAACAGCAGCGGCAGCCGGGUCGAACUCCAGUUCUACCUGUUCGACACCAAGACCAACAUCUCGGUGGGCGACCUGGCCUUCGACGCGCUGCCCUCCUUCGCCAAGUUCUCGAUCCGCCUGUUCGACUGGCAGUGGGCCUCGCCCGCCGACCGCAUCGAGCUGCGCAUGAAGAUCAACCCGUCGUUCAUCAACUUCACCCGCCAGCCCAACACGCCGCAGGCCGGCGUGACGACCUUUAUCCUGACCGGACAGUACGCCGCCGAGCAGGACACCAAGACCCAGCUGCGGCUCAUCGACGCGAUCGAGCUCGACGGCCGCCAGGUGGGCUCCGGCGUGCUGUUCGACCUCGACGCCGCCACCUCCGAGCUCGUGCUCCGCUUCGACUACUUCAACUCGACCCUCGUCUACGAUCCCGACCUGGGCGUGCUGUUCGGCUCGCCGGCCAGGGGCGAGGGCAGCAGCGGCAGCGACAGCAUGCCCCUGAUCAUCGCCGUGUCGGUGGCGGUGCCAGUGGCCAUCGUGCUCGUGAUCGGCGCGGCGGUGCUCAUCACCGUCAUCGCGCACCGCAACCGAAAGCAGCGCCGGCGUCGCCUCACCAAGACCAUGCAGAUGCACCAGCUCUGA
Messenger RNA from Acanthamoeba castellanii str. Neff, 2277 nucleotides. RefSeq lists its product as uncharacterized. Lineage: Eukaryota; Discosea; Longamoebia; Acanthamoebidae. The record is from RefSeq and is a predicted model, not a curated record. The transcript has 14 exons. The coding region runs from base 1 to 2277 and encodes 758 amino acids.